ACGUGCUAAGCAGAUGCUCAGCUAACACGCACGUUCCAUGCUGGUCCACGGGGGUCUUUCCAGAUGCACAACACGCCUUUGAGAACGAUUACGAUUCAAAGUGCACCUCACUCCCAGGCUCCGUGGACAGUCACGAACAGAAGGUGUAUUAUGAUGUGUGUAGAACACGGAACUUUGGGAAGUUCUGUAACCAGGAGGUAAAAGUGACAACAUCCAGGGGAGACAAAGGGAUUAUUUUCAUUCUCCCCCAAGUUCUUAGUGAAAGGCUGAGCCCAAUAUUGCAGGCUUACGCGGCUCUGCGGGCAAGCCUUCCAAGACUAGCCUCAUCGGGACCCUAGCCCAGCUCUCUGCACUCAGCAAGCUCCACAUGAUGGGGAAGGGCGACUCCCCAGAGGCCCAGCCGGCCGCCCUCGCCUACCGCUCCGUCAUGGAGGAGUAUGGCUAUGAGGUGGGCAAGGUCAUUGGCAACGGCUCCUACGGGACCGUGUACGAGGCGUACUACACAAAGCAGAAGGUCAUGGUUGCCAUCAAGAUCAUCUCAAAGAAGAAGGCCUCUAAUGACUAUCUUAACAAGUUCCUGCCCCGGGAAAUACAGGUAAUGAAAAUCCUGCGGCACAAGUACCUCAUCAACUUCUACCAGGCCAUUGAGACUACAUCCCGAGUGUACAUCAUCUUGGAGCUGGCACAGGGGGGUGACGUCCUUGAGUGGAUCCAGCGCUACGGCGCCUGCACCGAGCCCCUUGCGGGCAAGUGGUUCAACCAGAUGACCCUGGGCAUCGCCUACCUGCACAGCAAGGGCAUCGUGCACAGCCUGACCCCCAGCCUUUCUGCUGCUGGUAGGGACUUAAAGUUGGAGAACCUGCUGCUGGACAAGCGCGAGAAUGUGAAGAUAUCAGACUUUGGCUUCGCCAAGAUGGUGCCUUCGAACCAGAACCAGUCUGUGCGCAGUAGCCCGUCUCACCGCCAAGUGAACUGCUUUUCCCACCUCAGUCAGACCUACUGCGGCAGCUUCGCGUACGCCUGCCCAGAGGUCCUGCUGGGCUUGCCCUACAACCCGUUCCUGUCCGACACCUGGAGCAUGGGCAUCAUCCUCUACACGCUGGUGGUUGCCCGUCUGCCUUUUGAUGACACCAAUCUGAAGAAGCUGCUCAAAGAGACUCAGAAGGAGGCCACCUUCCCACCGAACUGCACCGUCUCCCAGGAGUGCAAGAACCUGGUCCUCCAGCUGCUGCGGCCAGCUCUCAAGCGGGCGACCAUCCUGGACAUCCUCAAGGACCCCUGGGUGCUCAGGUUCCAGUCUGAGCAGCCGCUCCACGAGCUCAAGCUCCUCCAGGCCAUGUGCCAGCCCCCCAGCACCGUAAACCGCCACCAGUCCGUGGAGGUCACAACCUGAGGAGGCCGCGGCGGGGACGAGAGGGAAGGACGGCAGGACGGCCGGGGGUGAAAAAUGUUUGAUACAAAAAUAAAUCUAAUUUUGACUUACUUUGACCAGCAAGAGUGAAUAACAUUCUUGCCUCAAGGGAGUCUUAGCAGGGAAUCGUGCGGAGGGUCAGAUGCCGAGGAUCGCGUAGAUUUCUAUCCACAGCCUUUAAUCAAUCUUGGCACUUGCCUAACAUUAAAACUCGAGCUGGGUGCUGGUGGCUCACGCCUGCAGUCCUCGCUACUCAGACUGAGACCUGAACACCGCAGUUUGAAGCCAGCCCAGGCAGGAGAAAGACC
This is a messenger RNA of Perognathus longimembris pacificus (Pacific pocket mouse), 1719 nucleotides long. It is a transcript of the gene Tssk4, whose product is annotated as testis specific serine kinase 4. Gene Ontology annotation, molecular function: ATP binding; protein serine/threonine kinase activity; tau-protein kinase activity. The coding region runs from base 368 to 1393 and encodes 341 amino acids. NCBI's taxonomy places the organism in Eukaryota, Metazoa, Chordata, Mammalia, Rodentia, Heteromyidae. Gene Ontology annotation, cellular component: cytoplasm. The record is from RefSeq and is a predicted model, not a curated record. Gene Ontology annotation, biological process: microtubule cytoskeleton organization; protein phosphorylation; intracellular signal transduction. The transcript is spliced from 4 exons.